Messenger RNA from Elephantulus edwardii (Cape elephant shrew), 660 nucleotides. It is a transcript of the gene GATD1, whose product is annotated as Parkinson disease 7 domain containing 1. The record is from RefSeq and is a predicted model, not a curated record. NCBI's taxonomy places the organism in Eukaryota, Metazoa, Chordata, Mammalia, Macroscelidea, Macroscelididae. The transcript is spliced from 7 exons. The coding region runs from base 1 to 660 and encodes 219 amino acids.
AUGGCGGCGGAGCGCCUUCCCAGUCGGCCGGCCUGCCUCCUGGUGGCCAGCGGCGCAGCCGAAGGUGUGUCUGCUCCGUCCUUCCUGCACUGCUUCACGCUGACCAGUGCUGCCUUCAACCUGCAGGUAGCCACCCCAGGGGGGAAGGCCAUGGACUUCGUGGACGUGGACGAGGGCAGUGCCCGCUGGGUCCAGGACUUCCGUCUCAGGUCCUAUUCCAGCCCCGCCAAGCUCGAGUCCAUUGAUGGUGCCCGGUACCAUGCCCUCCUCAUCCCCAGCUGCCCUGGGGCGCUGGUUGACCUGGCCAGCAGUGGGUCCCUGGCCCGUAUCCUGCAGCACUUCCGUUCUGAGAGCAAACCCAUCUGUGCUGUGGGCCAUGGCGUCGCUGGCCUCUGCUGUGCCACCAGUGAGGAUGGGGCUUGGGCUUUCCAGGACUACAGCAUGACUGGGCCCUCGGUGUAUGAGCUGGUCCGAGUGCCUGGCUUUGCGCGGCUGCCCCUGGUGGUGGAGGACUUUGUCAAGGAAGCAGGUGCCAGCUUCAGUGCCAGUGAGCCGGAUGCAGUCCACGUGGUGCUGGACCGCCAUCUGGUCACCGGGCAGAACGCCGGCUCCACCGUGCCCGCAGUGCAGAACCUGCUGUUCCUCUGUGGGAGCCGGUGA